Molecule: messenger RNA, 1452 nt
Organism: Schistocerca nitens (vagrant locust)
Lineage: Eukaryota; Metazoa; Arthropoda; Insecta; Orthoptera; Acrididae
Exons: 7
Coding region: 1-1452 (483 amino acids)
Biological process (GO): stabilization of membrane potential; potassium ion transmembrane transport
Cellular component (GO): membrane
Molecular function (GO): potassium ion leak channel activity
Source: RefSeq, a predicted model, not a curated record
AUGGCCAGCUACGGGUCGAUCGCGCCGCGGACGGCGCUGGGCAAGGCGCUGACGAUGGGCUACGCGGUGCUGGGCAUCCCGCUGAUGCUGGUCUACCUGUCGUCGGUGGGCGCGCUGCUGUCGCGCUGCGUUCGCGGCGCCCUGGCGAGGACGCUCUGCUGCUGCCUCUGCUCCAACUGCGGCUACUGCUGCUACGACGAGGCGCGCAUGCAGGAGAAGGAGCGCCGCAUGCGCAAGAAGCGCAUGCAGCAGAUGGAGCUCAUACAGCAGCAGCAGCAGCAGCAGCAGCUGGAGCCGUUCUACGUGCGCUCGUCGUCGUCGGUGACGGCGUUCACCACGUCGACCAGCAGCACGCACAACAACCUGCACUCGCCCGCUCGGGACGGCGACCUGGUCAAGGGCCCGCACCACGACUACGCCGCGGGACUCGACGCGGCGCUAGACGGGCCCACCGACGCGCGCAGCGGGUCGUCGUCGCCGGUGCAGGCGUCGCAGCGGGCGCACUGCGGCAGCAUCUUGGCGCCCGUGGCGCUCUGCCUGCUGCUGAUGGUGUGCUACAUCUGCGCCGGCGCCGCCGUGCUCAACCGCCUCGAGCACUGGUCCUUCCUGGACGGCUCCUACUUCUGCUUCAUGAGCCUCAGCACCAUCGGCUUCGGAGACCUCCUGCCCGGCGUCUCACCGCCGCGGGCCGCCAACAUCACAGCCUACGGCGGACGCGACGCCAACGGCACCAUCUGGUUCUGCUCCAUCUACAUCCUGACGGGCAUGGCGCUGACGGCCAUGUGCUUCAACAUCCUGCACGACGAGAUCGUGCACCGGCUGCGGCACCACAUGGGGCAGAUAGCGCGGGAGGCGGCGGCGGCGGUCGAGACGCUGUGCAGCGGCGGGACGCCCACGUCACUGUUCGCUCCGGGGGCGGACCUGGCGGAGGCAGGGUCGUAUGCGGCCGCCAAAUACAUCGCUGGCCGCACUUCUCUGGGAGGCCCGCUGCUUCCAUCGCUGGCCGUCCUCACACGCACGCUCCCUUACGUGGCCGAGAAAUACAUCGCUGGCCGCACUUCUCCGGGCGGCUCGCGGCUACCAUCGCUGGCCGCCUUCGCGCGCGUGCGUUUGUCAGCACCCAGCAAUUGGCUACGCCAGGAAGCAUUGCGAUUGGUUUUCCCUGGAAAACAGCGACCCCAGCCGACGGCUCCAUUAACUAGCAAGCCUUAUAUGAACCCGGCCGCCGCCGCAAACGACAGUUCUCAUCGGGAAGUGCAGUACGCCCUGUUCCAGCUGCUUGUGGAUGACUCGCCGCACCACUCGAGGUUACCUGGCUGCUCGGCGGAAAUCUUGAGACUUCGCUUGGAGAGACUGAACUUCACUGGACUUGGGAAUAAUUCCGGGACGUGCACCCCACCAUGCACAUUUGGACAUUGGUAUAACCAAACUUUAAUUAUGCAUUACUUCUGA